Molecule: messenger RNA, 1782 nt
Organism: Pollicipes pollicipes
Lineage: Eukaryota; Metazoa; Arthropoda; Thecostraca; Pollicipedomorpha; Pollicipedidae
Product: mucin-1
Exons: 1
Source: RefSeq, a predicted model, not a curated record
AGCGCUCUGUUCGACAGUGACAGUGACGACGAGGACCUGUUCCACCCCGCAGCUCGCCCGCUGUCGGGUCGGCCCGGUGUGGGUCGGGUCGGCGCCGUCGCCCCGCCGCCGACCUCUGCCAGUCCUGCGCAGUCCGUCAGUGCUGUGCCGCAGACUGCCAGUCCUCCUGCGCAGUCCGUCAGUGCUGUGCCGCAGACUGCCAGUCCUCCUGCGCAGUCUGUCAGUAUUUCGCCUCAGUCUGCCAGUCCUCCUGCGCAGUCUGUCAGUAUUUCGUCUCAAUCUGCCAGUCCUCCUGCGCAGUCUGUCAGUAUUCCGCCGCAGUGUGGCAGUUCUCCGCCUCAAUAUGACAGUCCUUCGCUUCUGUCCGGCAGUCACCCGCCACAGUCUGACAGUCUUCAUCCUCAGUCGGGCACUCCAACACCCCAGUCUGUCAGUCCUCCGCCUCGUUCCGUCAGUCCGCCUCAGUCUGGCAGCCCAACGCCUCAGUCGGGCAGUCCUCUGCCUCCGUCCAGCAGUCCUCUGCCUCAGUCUGGCAGUCCAGCGCCUCAGACUGACAGUCCUCUGCCUCAGUCUGGCAAUCCAACGCCUCAGGUGGGAACUCCAGCGCCUCAGUCUAGCAGUCCUCCGCCGUCCUCUAGACCCGCUCUCCGGGAGCUGGACAGUGAUGAUGACGGCCCGGUGGUGGACCCCGGCAGCGCGCUCCCGCCGCCGGCCGCGCUCCAGUCGGCCAGUGGGGAGCGGAGCGCUGAUGGUGGCGCCACGCCGCGGCACGGUGCCGAUGCGGCCGGUCGGGACGCGCUAGGCGGCCUGGAGGUCUCUUGGGAGGCCGGACGUGCGAGUGGCGCCGGCGAGGCGCCGGUGGGAGAGAGAGAGGUCAGCGAGAGGUCAGCGUCGGGCGAUGGCGCGCCGACCGCCCCUGGUCCGACCGUCCGCCAGGGGACCCCGGGCGCAGCGUCGGCACCUGCUGCUGGUCCGGGGCCUGCCAAGGUCAGCGGAGGUCUGUUUGACUCGGACAGCGAUGAGGAGGACCUGUUUCAGACGGUGAGGCCCAGACCCAAUGCGUUCGAAACACCCUCCUUCCCUCGAGCGACACAAGUGGAGAAGACAGCGGCGCCAGUGAAGGAGCCGGUGACGUCAGUGAAGGGGCCGGCGACGCCAGUGAAGGAGCCGGCGACACCAGUGAAGGAGCCCUCGCCACCCCUAUCAAAGCCGUUCGGCUCGCUCAAUACAUCUGGACAUAGUCAAGACGCAGGGGAAGUAGGACGCAAUCCACCUGGUGCAGUCGCCGCUGGAGCUGUGAAGAAAGGGCCAGCGCAAAGCAAGUCUGUAACUUCUACGAGUAAGUCCUCGCCUCCGCCAUCCGUAACGACAUCGGCGGAUAGCGCGCCGCAGCGAGGCAGCCUGCGCUCCCGAGCGCAGGCCAAGCCAGUGAAGACGAGCAAGAGCUUAUUCAGCUCGGACAGUGACGAGGAGGAUCUGUUUGAUUCACCAGCCAGCCGCGACGGACCGCCAGCCGCGGCUCCAGCCCCCUCCAGGUCUUCCGGCACCAGCCUGUCCGCCAGGCCCGGCGCCGAAGCGCCAUCCGGUGUCAGGAGCACGCCAACUCCCGCCGCCGCCUCCGCCACUAACGGCAGCGGCAGCCGGGGUGCCGGCCGCCACCCGGUCGGGAAGCCGGGCAAGGCCGCUGUCGCCGCGCCGCCGGCCGCCAGCGACGACGACGACGACCUGUUCGGUAACAGCCGGAACGCGCCCAGCGCCAACGGGCGGACGGCGGCCGACUGG